Molecule: messenger RNA, 1872 nt
Organism: Saccharomyces mikatae IFO 1815
Lineage: Eukaryota; Fungi; Ascomycota; Saccharomycetes; Saccharomycetales; Saccharomycetaceae
Gene: MDM32
Product: Mdm32p
Exons: 1
Coding region: 1-1872 (623 amino acids)
Biological process (GO): mitochondrion inheritance
Cellular component (GO): mitochondrial inner membrane
Source: RefSeq, a predicted model, not a curated record
AUGCUGUCCACACAUUUGCGGACCGUCACAGUAAAGCGGACAUUGCUUCCGAUUACAAGUCAUCUCAUAAAACACUUUGUUCGUGCUUACACUGUUGCUAAUCGUGGAAAUUGUAGAUCUUCAAUAGCGCCUUAUAAGAGCCUAUUGCCCGUUCAAUGUUUGAUUUCUCAAAGAUUUAUACGGUCGUUCCCAACGAAUGAUAAGUUAAUUACCAAAGCUUCCAAUAUUGAAACCAUUUUACUAAGAAAGAAUAAUGAGCGAAAGUUCAAGCAAUCGCUCUUAGCAGACGCAAAAAAUUUUCAAGAGAGGUUCAAAAUCAAUGUAAAGUGGAUUCUUAUUAAAAAUAACAGGCCGUUCUCUAUGAACGAGAUAAGUAUUAUAGCUUCUUGGUUGAUAUUGUCGCAAAUUUUAUGGCUUAUACUGAGCACUACUACUUUCUUUUCCUUCUAUCUUUUCGUUGUCAAUUCUGUUUUCAGUCAAGAAUACAUUCAUGAAAAAAAAAUUUAUGAAAAGCUUCUGAAAUUCUUGUUGAAGGACCAUAAGCACUCUGGCCAAGAUUUGGAGAUAAGUUUCUCUCCGGAAGAUAAAACUUCAACAGCGGUUGUAUUAUCUCCAGACUGGGAGUCAAACUCAAUACUUAUAAAAAGGUUAAACAUAAAGGAUGAAGAUUUAGACCUGGACUUAAAGUUUCAUCACAUCAACCUGAACGUUUCUUUGAAAAGUUGGCUACUUGGUAAGGGAUUGAUUUCAAAUAUUUCCAUAUAUGGCAUCAGAGGCUCCUUGGAUUUGUCCAGGUUUAUCAGCUUGAUAAACUCCUUUCAAGGUGAUCUAAAAAGUGAGAAUUUUGUUAAACUUUCAAAUAAUAUUGAAAUUACAGAUUCGGAAAUUUUUUUGAAGCAAUCUCUGAGCGAACCAGAAACCCCAAUGUUAAAAUUUUCCAUUUAUAAUUUAUCUUUACCACAGCUUAGAUUAGACCAUUUUAUUUCUGAUGUUCUGAAUGCCAAGUCAUUUUCUGGUUCGAUAAAUAACUCUCUUUUCAACUUAUUCAAGAGGCAACAAAAGUUAACAGCAGUUAUUGAAAAUAGCAACAACAAAAAGAUGACAACGUCAAAAUUUGAUUUCAUCGAUAAUAAUGAGGGAAAAUAUCAAACAGUAACUCGCCAGGAUGAUCACAAUUAUAUAACAACGUUAAGAUUGAACUUUAUUAACAUCAACGAUUUGAAAUUUAACGAUGACGGAAAAUUCAAUUGGUUAAAAGACGGCCAAGUCGAGAUACUGGCUGAUAUAAUGCUAACAAACUCUACUUCUCAUCUAUCAUCGAAAUCCAAGUACGCAGUGGUGGAUUUAAAGGUAACUUGUAGAGACUUGAAAACAACUUUUCCUCAGGAGCCUCCAGUAUUGUCUACGGGAGAUAGUAUUGUUUCAUUAGAUGAAUUGAAACCUAUUAUAACAUUCAUUAACUCAUAUGAAGGAAUGGCUAAUCCUAUACUAAAGGAGUUUACAGAGAACGAAAGAUUGAAGAACUCUAUAAUCUGGAGCUCGCCUAAUGUCUCGAUUAAUAGACAAAGAAAGUCGUAUCCGCUAACUACAAAGGUCACUUCCAAUUCCACUAAGGAAAUCAUAAAAUUUCAUAAUCAACCAAACUACGACACUAAUGAGAUUGUUUUACGAUGUAAGAUGGUCAAAAACGUGUCAGACCUACAGCUGAUUAACAUCAAUCAAAUAUUAGACCAAAUUACUAUGGAAUUAUACGUCGACUUAACUAAAAUAGUAGAAGACUGGGAGUUUAGAAACAAAAAUGAUUGGAUGAAACAAUGGGGUACAACCUUUGCAUCACAGUUAUUGUUGUUUGGAUUUGGUGCCAUGGUUUGA